Molecule: messenger RNA, 393 nt
Organism: Aedes aegypti (yellow fever mosquito)
Lineage: Eukaryota; Metazoa; Arthropoda; Insecta; Diptera; Culicidae
Product: small integral membrane protein 20
Exons: 4
Coding region: 139-363 (74 amino acids)
Biological process (GO): mitochondrial respiratory chain complex IV assembly
Cellular component (GO): mitochondrial inner membrane
Source: RefSeq, a predicted model, not a curated record
CACCCAUCGAUGAUGUGCCCAAACUCCAAAGAGAACUGUCAAAGUCAUGUGUGUUGCUCUCUGGGUGUUCGGCGCGAUUUGCAUAACAUUUCACAAUAUUUCGGUGCAAGGAAGGUGAAAUAAUAAAUCACAUCAAGAAUGGCACCGGUUAGACUGCGAGGAAAGAAUUACGCGCUGUUUAUUGGAAGCAUCGUGGGACUGAUUGGAUUGGCAUGCUACCCGAUCAUCAUCCAACCAAUGUUGCACCCAGAGGAAUACAAGAAAAUUCAGCAAAUCAACCGAGCAAAUAUUCGACAGGAAGAAAUCCAGCCUGGAAAUAUGAGGGUGUGGAGUGAUCCCUUUAAGCCAAGAGAAGAUAAAUAAGUAAUUAAUGCCCAUGGCCUUGUAAGCUUA